CCUCCCGCCGCCGCCCGGGCGCAGGGAGCGGAGCAGCGGGUCCGGACUCGGGGUAGGGCGGCUCGGACGGCUGCGCCAUGGUGGGUCGGCUCAGCUUGCGGGAGGUGCCCGACCUCCCGGACAUGAGGAAACGGGGCGACUCGGGGCUCGACAGCCCUGACUCCGGGCUACCCCCCAGCCCCGGGCCCGCCCCCUCGCCCUGGCUCCUCUCCUCUGGCGGCCCCGACCGCGCCGCGACCAACGGGCUGCCGGAGCCCGACCCGCCCGCGCCCGCCGCCGCGAACUCCGUGUUUUCCCCCAGCCCUGUUCUCUCCAGCUGCUCUCCAAGAUUGUGUCCUUUAUCCUUUGGCGAAGGAGUUGAGUUUGACCCUUUACCAGCCAAGGAAAUAAGGUACACAUCCUCGGUUAGAUACGACUCAGAGAGGCACUUCAUCGAUGACGUCUAUAUGCCAGUGGGCUUCAGCGUCUCCUCCUGCAGCCAGACAGUCGUCUGCGUCCCGAACUGCACGUGGCGCAGUUACAAAGCAGAGGUUCACCUCCAGCCCCGCAACAAGCCCCAGCGGUUCACCAGCACCACCAUCGUCUACCCCAAGCACGCCAAGACUGUGUACACCACCAGGCUGGAUUACAACUGUCGUAAGACCACACGGCGGUUCCUCUCCAGCAUAGAGCUGGACACAUCGGAGUACCUUGGGAACAGCUCUGUCCUGGAUGGGUGCUGACUGACAGUCACCUCUUUCUUGCUCUGAUUCAUCCCAGUCCCAUCUCAUGUACUGUGCUAACUCUCCACUCCCUGAAGCGGGUGUACACCCUCACUCUCUGGUCAGGCUAAGGGAAUCUUACCUGUCACCACCUCUUUCUCAGCUCUUAAUUCCUGCUUUAAGUAUCAGAAUGGCCUGAAUGUAGUUUUCUGUGGGAACAUAACUUAGUAAGGAACUUGUUUCUUCACCUUUUAAAGUCCUGAGUACCCUCCCCUUCCCCACAGUGCUGUAGUCAGAUGAAAAUAACUGGAAGUAUUCUCCCAGAGAAAAAAAUUGACAGGUAAAAAAGAAUGUGGGGUGGUGCCUGGCAGGUGGCAAUCCAUCUGAUGCUUUGUGAUGAUUUGCAAAAAUAGGGGUGGUUUGCUGUCUUGCAGUGAACCGACUUCACCAGAUUAAUUGGUUACAGAUAGCCAGAGCUGUUCUCCAUUUCAGUUUAGAUCAGGAGACUGCUUUCUCUAGAAGAACCAUCUCCUGGAAGCAGCAAACUGCUGGAGUUCUGUAUUUAACAGAUGCAGAAAUGCAGCUUUCAUGUCCAGUUUGAAGGUGUGAGUUGGAAAGAGGAGCAGGUUUGCCGCUCCAGACACUGGCACCUGUGUGUGUGUAGUAAGGCUUGUAAAGAAGAAUGUCAGGCCAGAAGUUGUCCCUGUAUUGCUGGAAAGUUAGGUGCAUGGUGGUGGAAAACCACCAGUAUCCAGUUUUUCCUGACACUAUACCAUCUGCAGUAGGGGAGUUGUAACUAGGAACACCUCAGAAAGUGCCCUGUGUGUACAGGGACCUGGAGCGGAGGAGGAGAUGCUGGGACUGGGUGUGAGACACUGGUGUGGUGAAGAGUAGAUGGUAGCAAGGGACGUUCUGGUUCCAUAGCAAAAUCCACAGCUGUAGCUUCUCAUUGCACAGGUACUUUCUGGACUUUGGUAUUCAGGAUAUCACUGGGGUGGUGUAGCAUUUAUCUGUCUGUAGGCUGCUGAAUAACCUCUCCAGUCCCAAGUGCAUGACGAGUUUGGGGACCAAAGGGAAUAACUUCAGAUAUUAUGGAAGUCCAUCUGGAUGUUACAUGCAUUAGUUUAUCAUGUGCUUUGAUGAAGAUAACAUGUAAAGGUUUCUUCCUUGAGCCAGAUGGGGUUUUUUUAUAUUGACAGGGAGCAGUGUAGUGUGGAGAGCAUCUGCUUAGGGAGCGUGGCUUGCCUUGGCAGCUAGUGUGGUGUAGCAGCUCAGAAACACUUGGUAGACUUGACUUAGCUGGACACAGCUUUUCCAUGUAUUGCAAAACUCCUCUGAGGUGUAGGUUGCCCUUUGA
Molecule: messenger RNA, 2058 nt
Organism: Dryobates pubescens (Downy woodpecker)
Lineage: Eukaryota; Metazoa; Chordata; Aves; Piciformes; Picidae
Gene: RFLNB
Product: refilin B
Exons: 3
Coding region: 78-722 (214 amino acids)
Biological process (GO): skeletal system morphogenesis; negative regulation of chondrocyte development; actin filament bundle organization
Cellular component (GO): actin filament bundle
Molecular function (GO): filamin binding
Source: RefSeq, a predicted model, not a curated record